CUCGCGCUGCCAUCCCAUCCUCAUCAUGGCCUCCAAAAAUCAGCCGCUGCGUCCGAGAAUGAGCACGAGCAGACUAGCCGUUGGCCCUUUCCUUCCCCGCGCGGAAAUGAACAACGUCAAGCCGAAACAGAGGCACCGGUAGAGGUGUGCGCGCCGGGGGAUAAAGCCUCCGAGCUCAUGCCACCCCGGUCUCCUCGAUGUCUUCGUCAAAAGCCACGUACAGCCAUUUGACAAAGAGGGGUGCGAACCCCGGCCGCGGCGGCGACAGAAACAUGAACAGGGAUUUUUCUGUCAAUCUAUCAGUGCAGCAAGUACUGAGCCUCUGGGUACAAGGCACGACGCUGCAACAUUUCACAGAGAUGUGGUACUGGGUGUUCCUGUGGUGUCUCUUCUCCUCUCUCUUGGUCCACGGGGCGAUGGGCCUGCUCAUGUUGGUCAUGUUGCAGCGCCACAAGAGGGGUCGCCUCAUCACCUUGGUCCUGGUCAGUCUGGGUUUCCUGACCUCCCUGGCUGGAGGGGUCAUCACCAGUGCGGCGGUGGCGGGGGUGUACAGGGUGGCAGGGAAGGACAUGGCCCCCCUCCAGGCCUUGGUGUUUGGAGUGGGCCAGACCACGCUCUCUGUCCUCAUCUCCUUCUCACGCAUACUGGCCACCCUCUGA
Oncorhynchus masou masou (cherry salmon) is the source of this 659-nucleotide messenger RNA. Its product is annotated as transmembrane protein 170B-like. The record is from RefSeq and is a predicted model, not a curated record. Lineage: Eukaryota; Metazoa; Chordata; Actinopteri; Salmoniformes; Salmonidae. Gene Ontology annotation, biological process: negative regulation of canonical Wnt signaling pathway. Gene Ontology annotation, cellular component: plasma membrane. The coding region runs from base 198 to 659 and encodes 153 amino acids. The transcript has 3 exons.